AUGCCAAACAUAACCAAUACUGACUCAAACAACAGUUCAAAAUCAAUCGAUGUAACAGAUGAUAAACUAAAUAUAUUACAACAUUUAAGUAAAAUCACUCAAACGCCAGAAGUUAUUCCAGAACCAGAUUACAAAAAUCCUGAUUAUAGUCCAAUGGCAAAUAUAGGAAAAACAAUUAAUGAAAAAAUUACGAAAAAUCACGAUUUACAAAUUGGGGAUGUCAUAAAUUGCAUUGGAGAAUUUUUAAAAAAAAAUUUAGGAAAUAAUGGUUGGGUAUUAUUAGAAUAUCCUGUUCAACCACUCCAAAUGGCUUUACUUGAAUACAUGUUAACUGGUAAAAUACCAUGUUUUGGGAAAGAGCUAUGUAAUCAAAAUAAAAAAAAGUCUUGGAUAAUUCCUGAAUAUGAAGAUAAUAACGGAAUUAUGUAUACAUCUACAAAUAUAUAUUUAUCACGUUGUAUUAAAAUUAUAAAACGCAGAGAUGAAAUAAAAAAUGACAAAUGGAACAAUUUUUUACAAUUUUACAAACAACAAGAUUCUAUUAAAGUAUUAAUUAGCUAUUUAAAUGAUAAUAUAAAAGAUUCUAGAAAAGCAGCAGAUAUUCUAGUAGGGUUAAUAUUGAAUGAAGAAAAUUAUGUAUUUAAAACGAACAAAAUAUUUAAAUUAAUAAAUAUUAUGAUUGACAACGAUGAUGAUAAUACUAGUAUACAAUCUGAUAAAGAUACCGAUGACAAACAUAAUAGUGAACGAUCAUUAAUCAUAACAGAUGAAAACAUUGAUACAAUACAAACUGAUCAAAUAACAAACCAAUUUCAAUUGCUAAAUCCAAGUCUCAGUUGGAUUGAAGGUCCCCUAGCUGAUUCUAUGUAUAAAGCAUUAUAUUUACAAAAUAUGUGGGAAACUAUGGAAACUAGUUAUAUUCACAAAAUAAAAGAACUGUUAAACUCUAAAAAAAAAUUGUUUGAGGAUUUAAAAUUAAAAAAGAAUGUCAUUUUAAAAACUGUGAAUGAAGAAAUACCAAUUAGUAAUAAUCCAAGUUUACUGAUCUUAUUAAAGAAUUAUGAAAAUGAAAAAAAAAAAAAAGAAAUUACUAAAAAAUUAGAACACAAAAAGUUAUUGUUGCAACUACAAUUUGAUAUGUGGGAUCAAGUGGACAAUGAUUUUGAACAAAUCAUUCAAUCUGUUAGUCACAAAGUUAACGAUCAAUGGGUAGUUAUUCAAAAAAAUACACUAAUUAGUAUUUAUGAACAAUUAUUAGAAAUUGAAUUGAACCGUGCAAUUACUACAUUAAAUUUCUUAAGAAGAUAUUAUGAUGACAAUAAUACAUAUCAUAUUGUUGAUUUUGAUGUUUUUACUGAUUUCCCCAAAGGCAUAAUUGAUACUAACAAUAAAUUUAAAAUAUUUCAAAUAUAUUGCUUGGACAGGAUAAACCAAUUUAAAAAUUAUGUUAAUGAAAAUUAUGAAAAAACAAUAAUUAUGAUAAAUAAAAAUAUAUGGACGCAAUGUGUGAUAACAGAAAAAAACAGAUUUAUAGAUCAAGUUCAUAGGAUCAAGUCUGGUAUAAUUUUAGAUGAAACAUAUUUAAAUGAUUUAAUAAGAAUAGAUAAUGAUUUAGAAAGAAUCCGUACUUUAUACGAAAUUAAAAUAAAUGAUGUAAACCACUUAUUUAAAAUAAUGGAAUGUGCAAUAGAUGCUGAACAAAAUAUUAAUGGGCUCAUCAAUCAAAUAUCCGGACAAUUUUAUAUUAAUGAAUGUAGUGUUUUGGAAAUAUAUUGUAAACAAAUAUUUUAUUCAAAAGAAAAUUUUAAUAUAAAACAAUUAACAACAAUGGUAAAUACACUUUUGGAGAUCGCUCCAAGAUAUAAAAUUGCAAUAAGUGAUUUGAUUGAUACAUUAAGUAAACUUUGUAAAAUACAUAAUAUAUAUCCGAUAAAUUGGCCAAUAGAUGAUCAGUUUUACAAUCAUUUUCCUAAAGAAAUACUAGGUGAUAAUAUAACAACUAUUGAUUGGAGAGACUUUGUUGUACAAUGUAUGGAGCUGCCCUAUCCUAAUAUAGAAGAAAUAUUAAGCUAUCGAAAAUUAUUCCAAGUUUAUGAUGUUGGAGAUGAAAAUAUUACAGUAGAAAGUUAUGAAACAACAAAGUUAUGGUUUGAAAAUAAAUCAAUCCGGUACGAUGAAGCUAAAUGGUUAUUAUAUGAUAUGUAUCAAGACCAAAAUAAACUCAAUUAUAGCGCUAUGCUUUUAGCAUUUUGCAGAGAUGAACAGCCAUGUAGAGGCUUAUUAAAAGCAUUUGGUUUGAUUUUUGAUUGGAUCCCAUACAAUUUAAAAACUCUAUCUCAACAUCGCUUGAAUGACGAAAAAAGAGAAAUUCACAGUGAAGAUGAUGUGAACAGUGAACUCUCUUCUAAUCUAUCUAAUGAAGAAUUAACUUUUGACCAAAAUCUUAUGACAAGUUUUUUACUGUCAGUAUUAGAUUUGUACAUUAAUGAUAAAAGAAUGCUUGGAAAUAUUGAUAUUUUCCAACUAGUAAAAUCAAUAUUUGAAAAUGUACAGCCCAAACAAGAAAGAGAAACUAUGAUCAUUGAUUUAUUUCAAAACAAUGAAAUGAAUGAUUUAUAUGGCACAGUUUAUAAAUUUCAAAUUAGAGAACUUGCAGAAGUUGCUAAAAAUAUUGUAAUGAAAUAUGAUUUAAAUAUAUAG
Cinara cedri is the source of this 2700-nucleotide messenger RNA. The record is from the annotation of a GenBank genome assembly. NCBI's taxonomy places the organism in Eukaryota, Metazoa, Arthropoda, Insecta, Hemiptera, Aphididae.